Penicillium canariense is the source of this 3966-nucleotide messenger RNA. RefSeq lists its product as uncharacterized. Lineage: Eukaryota; Fungi; Ascomycota; Eurotiomycetes; Eurotiales; Aspergillaceae. The record is from RefSeq and is a predicted model, not a curated record. The transcript is spliced from 8 exons. Bases 1 to 3966 code for a protein of 1321 amino acids. Gene Ontology annotation, cellular component: eukaryotic translation initiation factor 2B complex. Gene Ontology annotation, biological process: biosynthetic process. Gene Ontology annotation, molecular function: guanyl-nucleotide exchange factor activity; translation initiation factor activity; zinc ion binding.
AUGGGCGCCAAGCAAAAGGGCGGUGGCUCGAAGCCAAAGAAUACUGCAGAGGAGGUUGAAGAGACGCUACAGGCUGUGGUGCUUGCAGAUACCUUCGAGACCAGAUUCGAGCCUUUCACUCGCGACAAGCCACGGUGUCUGCUCCCUCUCGCCAAUACCCCUCUCAUCGAAUAUACUCUCGAGUUCCUAGCCAAUGCUGGCGUCGAGGAGGUGUUCCUCUACGGCGGUGCUCAUUCAGAUCAAUUAGAGAAAUACAUCAACGCCUCGAAAUGGAGAGCUCCAUCCUCGCCCUUCAAGCAACUGACCUUCCUCAAGUCCACCUCUACCUCCGUCGGCGAUGUUAUGCGUGACCUCGACGGCAAGCACCUCAUCACCGGCGACUUCAUCGUUGUGAGCGGCGAUGUUAUCAGCAACCUGCCCAUCGAGAGUGUCCUGUCCAAGCACCGCAAACGCCGCGAGGCCGACAAGAACGCCAUUAUGACCAUGGUCCUGCGCGAAGCGGGCCGUAACCACCGCACGAAAUCCUCCUCCAUCUCCCCCGUCUUCGUUAUUGACCCGACAAAGGACCGCUGCCUGCACUAUGAGGAGAUCGACCACCACUCCGAUGAGCACCCGGCACGAUUGAACAUCGAUACCGAAAUCAUCCUGUCCACCCCCGAGUUAGACAUCCGCCAAGAUCUGAUCGACUGCAGCAUCGAUAUCUGCACCCCGGACGUGCUGAGCUUGUGGUCCGACAGCUUCGACUACCAGUCGCCCCGCAAACACUACUUGUACGGUGUCCUGAAGGACUACGAACUGAACGGCAAGACUAUCCACACCCACAUCAUCAAAGAGGACUAUGCCGCGCGGGUACGCAACCUGAAGGCCUAUGAUGCAAUCAGCAAGGAUAUUGUUUCGCGCUGGACUUACCCCUUAUGCCCGGACACAAAUCUUCUCCCCGGUCACACCUACAACCUCCGCAAGGGCAACUUGUACCAGGAACAGGGUGUAACGCUCGCUCGGUCGUGCGUGCUCGGCCGGCGCACUGUCAUUGGGCGGGGUACUAGCAUCGGCGAUCGGACGACGGUCCACAGCACAGUUCUCGGCCGGAAUUGCAAGAUCGGGAAGAAUGUCAAGCUGGACGGCGCGUAUAUCUGGGACAAUGUUGUGAUCGGGGAUGGCACCGAUGGCGCGCUUCUUUCUUAUGGUGUCAGGAUCUCGGACGGUGUGAAGGUUGAGAGUGGCAAGCGCAUAACCCGGUCUCGGCCGGACGGGAGUGCGGGUCCCAGUGACCCGGAGGUAGUCGGAGAGGGCGGCGAGGGAUACGAGUUUAUUCCUGGGGAGGACGAGGAUGAGGAUGAGGAUGAUGUCAGCGUCGCCUCGUCGGGGCUGGUGUACCGGAUGCCAGGUCUUUCUCUGUCGAAUGCCUCGAUUUCGACAUUGUCCUCUGAGAUUUCCGAGAGCUCUUGGCCUCGCUCUGGCCGCAGCAGUUUCUCCGAUGGCGAAGAGCAGGAUAACUUCCACCACGAUGCCUCCGUCAGCGUCUUUGACAGUCUGCGGGACGGCGUGUCCGCGGACGUAGUGCAGCUGGAGCUGGUCAGUCUGCGUAUGACAGCCAAUGCGUCGGACGUCCAGGUCCGCCGGGCCGUGGUAUCAUCAUUCAUGAAGUACAUCCAGCAACUGAUGGAGGCCGGCAAGGGAGCCAACGAGGCCGUGAAGGAAGUAUUCACCAAGUACCGUGAGGUCGUAGAGCGCACGCUAUUCGACCGGAACAAAGGGGUGAAGAAGGACCAAGUUGACCUGCUGCUCCAGCUGCAGCAGGACCUGGUGCACCGCAACAAGGGUGCCAGCGUGCUGCUCUUCACCGCGAAAGAGCUUUAUGACCUGGAACUGGUGGAUGAGGAGGCCUAUGAGCAGUGGUGGAACGAUGAGCGGUCCAGCAGUACUGAGGAGAUGCGGACAGUCCGGACUCAGACGCAGCAGUUUGUGGACUGGCUGGCAAAUGCUGAGGAGGAGGAGAGCAGUGAGGAUGGGGACGAGGACGAGGAGGAGAGCGACGACGAUGACGUUGUGGCUCACUGGCUCACGACUCCCGUCGCUUCUGGGGGUUUUUUUGUACCCUGCCCCUCUUAUUUCCCUCUGCCUAAACCCUUCCCCGCCGGCACCUCUGCCGCCCCCCUUUUCACAACGCCUCCCUCUACGCGAAAGAGAAAGGCGGCUGAGGCGGCGAUUGCGGACGACGACCAGCCUCUUCCCAAAGCCGCCACCAAGGCUGCCCACACACGGAACGCCACUGCGUCCGACCCUCGGUCACGCACCAAGCCGGCUUCCACCUUGACAACCUCCCAGGACCAGGAUCAGGACCAGGAGCCGGAGAGGGGCAGCUCGACCAGUUUGGCCAGCCUUAACCUGAAGCAGGCACGGAUCGUGACGCCUGCGACGACCACGGGCAGCAUGGACUCGGACGAUGAUUUUCUGAGCGACGUGUCGAGCCCCGAUGACUUCCUCGACACGCAGGGCAGCGAUGACGAGAGCUUGGGUGAAGAUUUCGGUGACCUCGACGCCGGCUUUUCAGAUGAUAAAGAUCUCCUCAAGCAAAAACGCAAACCCUAUGAGGUCGAGUUUAAAGUCUUAGACCCCGCCGAUAUCGAGCGCGAGCAGCUCGUGCAGAUCAACGAGGUCUCCGCUAUCCUGGGCCUGCCGCCAGAGUCGGCCGCGAUCCUGCUGCGGUUUGGUCGGUGGAAGCAAGAGAGACUGAUCGAGGAGUAUAUGGAGCAUCCGGAAGAGACGCUCGAGGCCGCCGGGCUCGGGACAAACUUCGAGUGCACGGCGAGGACUGAAUUCAUCCCCGGCUUCAUGUGUGACAUCUGCUGUGAGGAUGGGGAUGACCUGGAGACCUAUGCGAUGCGCUGCGGGCACCGCUUCUGCGUAAAUUGCUAUCGGCACUACUUGGAACAGAAGAUUAAGGAAGAAGGCGAGGCAGCUCGUAUUGAAUGUCCUGGCGAGAACUGUAAUCGCAUCGUGGACUCGAAGUCACUCGAUCUAUUGGUGACCGAUGACUUGAAGGAACGAUACCGCACGCUGCUCACUCGAACCUACGUGGAUGAUAAAGAUAAUCUUCGAUGGUGCCCAGCGCCUGAAUGCGUGUAUGCGGUCGACUGCCCCGUUAAACCGCGCGACCUCCGUCGCGUCGUGCCCACGGUGCGAUGUUUCUGUAAACAUGAGUUUUGCUUUGGGUGCACCCUGAACGACCAUCAGCCCACCCCUUGCACAUUAGUCAAGAUGUGGUUACAAAAGUGUGAGGACGACUCCGAGACGGCCAACUGGAUUUCCGCCAACACCAAGGAAUGUCCUAAAUGUCAGUCCACGAUCGAGAAGAACGGCGGCUGUAACCAUAUGACAUGUCGCAAGUGCAAGCACGAGUUCUGCUGGAUGUGCAUGGGUCUCUGGUCCGAGCACGGCACCAGCUGGUACAACUGCAACCGAUAUGAAGAAAAGUCCGGCUCCGAUGCGCGCGGGGCGCAGGCCAAAUCGCGCGCCUCGUUGGAACGGUACCUGCACUACUACAACCGCUAUGCCAACCACGAACAAUCCGCCAAGCUGGAUAAGGACCUUUAUCUUAAAACCGAGAAGAAGAUGACAAGCCUUCAGUCCGCGUCUGGUCUGUCGUGGAUUGAAGUGCAGUUCCUCGACACGGCCUCGCAGGCACUCCAACAGUGUCGCCAGACGCUGAAGUGGACAUAUGCAUUUGCCUUCUACCUCGCACGCAACAAUCUCACGGAGAUCUUCGAGGAUAAUCAGAAGGACCUGGAGAUGGCAGUCGAGAGCCUGAGUGAGAUGUUUGAGAAACCGGUGCCUGAGCUGGCGGAACUCAAGGUGGAUAUAUUGGAUAAGACGGCCUAUUGCAACAAGCGCCGGGUCAUUCUGCUGAGUGAUACUGCUGACAAUUUAAAGAACGGAGAAUGGUCGUUCAACGUCGAGUGGUGA